This is a messenger RNA of Suillus bovinus, 2029 nucleotides long. RefSeq lists its product as uncharacterized. NCBI's taxonomy places the organism in Eukaryota, Fungi, Basidiomycota, Agaricomycetes, Boletales, Suillaceae. Bases 152 to 1798 code for a protein of 548 amino acids. The transcript is spliced from 2 exons. The record is from RefSeq and is a predicted model, not a curated record.
GUUGUUGUCGGGCUAAUAUCGUGGAAAAUUCUGAUGGAAGUAUCCGUUGGCAGAGUUCUCAGAUGGUGAGACACCCUCUCAGCCUCAGCGAGUUCAGGAGCCUGAAGAAGAGGAUGAGGAUUCUGUGCGCAAACGGACCAUCGCAGAGCGCAUGGCGCGUUUGGGCGGGAUCAGGUUUGGUGCACCACCAGUCCCCACGCCAACCACUCGACCUACUUUUCCUCGUGCACCUCCCCCGACAUCUAUCCCUCCUGAUGAGUCAGAAGUUGAUGCUAAGGAAUCGGAGGAGAGAGAUGAGACAGUAGAAGACGAAGCUGCGAGGAAGCAGCGGAUCGCUGCAAAACUUGCAGGUAUGGGUGGCAUGCGAUUUGGGAUGUUGCCGCCUGGUGCGGGCGUAGCACCUGCGACUGCUCGACGACUUGCACCGAAGCAGGACGACAGUGAGAAUGAAGACGCGGCGCUUCCUGUUCCUGCACCCGCGCGUCGACCACUGCCACCUGUUGAAGUCGAGUUGGAGCAAGAAUACCACCAGACAUGGUCGGAAGACAGCGUACGUACUGAAAUGGAGGAGAGCGAAGUUGAGGAGGCGUAUUAUUCAGAUGCGGAUGCUCAAGAGCCGGUUGAGGAAGAUGGCCCACCCUUGCCUCCGCCCCGACGGUCGUCUUUGACGCUGAGGUCUGCGGAGGUACUUCCGACUCCUCCUCCUCGUCUGCCCCCUUCUAUUGGAAGACAUCCAAUUUCAUCCAUCUCUGCGGCUCUGCUUAACCGUCGCUCUAGUGUUGCGACGGGAUCGUCCUCUAGGAAGUCUUCGGCAGACUACUCCAGCACGGCUGAAACCCCCGUACAGAAGCAGCGAAUACAUAUGGCCCCACCCUUGGAAACAGCCUCAUCAGAUUCUGGUACUCAAUCAGAGUACGUGAUGGUAGAGCCUGAACCAGAGGCCGAGGAACAGCCCCUUGCGCCUCCACCUCGCCGCUCAAGUCGUGCGCCCCCUCGCUCCUUCCCACCGCCUCCGCCUCCAUCCGCCAUCGACCCUCCUGAACAGAUUGCUAGCACUACUCAGUGGGAACUCCCGUCGAUCCCCCAGGAUACAUCUGAAUUUGGCGAUGAAGCGGACCUAGCUUCAUCCAGACUCUCAGAAGACUCGACGUUCCAUGGAUCCACGUCACCAAUGCGUAAACUCGACUCUCGCCGCACCUCAGGGCAGACUGCUCGUCCCGUUGACCAGCAGAUCAGCGCGGACGACCUCAUGGCGCUCUGGGGCAAAGUUGGGGUGCAGGUGGUGGAGUCUGCGAUGGGGCUGUUUGAAAAAUCUAAACGCUCGCUUGUUGGCGACGGUUCGUACGCGGGAUUUGUGAAGGAUGUUUUAGCACAAGUUCCUGAUGCACAACGUGUCUCAGGGGAGGGUGAGGACUGGGGGUAUUUGAUCUACGUGCAAACUGCCGGCUCGGUGCAGCGCCGCGUUGCUGAUAUCCUGCCGGGUGAUGUAAUCGCCUUUUGGGACGCAAAGCUCAAAGGCCACAAGGGGCUUCACACGUAUAGCCAAACGAUCGGCACAGGGGAGAACGGUCCGCUUGUAGGUGUGGUGAGUGAGAUGGAGAGUAAAAAGAGCAAAGUUCGCGUAUGGCAAGCGAACCAGCAUGUCGGUCAGCAGGUGAGUUUGCUACGAAGAUGGGGGUGGAGGGCGAACGGCGCGCUGAUACCGAAGGCUACGCAGACUGUGGAGAAUGUGAGUUACAGGUUGGAGGAUUUGAAAAGUGGGGUUGUUAAGGUGUUUCGUGUCAUGGCCCAAGUAUGAGCAAUUUUGUGUGUACGGAUUUCGUAGGGUGGAUCGUGUAAUACUUUGGUUUUCAUUUAUAUUCGGAACUGUAUAAUUCCAUGUGGACUCUUAUCUAGGUAUUCAGGCGCUACAAGUUGUUGCAUGAGUCAGACUUCAGUACUCUUCUGCUAACUACAUACAAUGACAUCAUGAUCGACAUUGCUUAUUAGUGUGUCAUAAGCCUGACUCGGUUACGCCCUAUGAUACUCC